AUGCACAUAGAUAGGGAAGAGCCUGUUGGGAACGAGGAGGCAGAGGAGAUGGACGGAGACCUCAAGGAGGAUACUCCUCUCGGGGAUAUCCCUCUCCACCGCCCCCGUUUUUUGGGAAUGGUGAGACAGAAAGCCUAUAUAUUUGAUGGUGCUGGAAAAUAUUACAACAGAGAUUGGGAUUUUGCAGAACCUAAAGAAAACGAGUUCUGUUGGUACCAUGUAGAGCUUCCAAAAAUUAAUCAGAAGCUUCCGCUCUUCGCACAAAGCCUCAUUGACAUUCUUUGCCCACCUUUGAAACUCCAAGAUAUUCUGUCACUUGUUAGCAAUGGCCCCUUUUGUGGUCAUGUUAAUGGAGCACUUGUGUUCAGAGUUAACUCUCCUGGUCCUCCAACUAGCAAUUAUACAUUUAGAUUAGCUGCUAGAGUUACUGAGAACUCGGUGAUUACUGUGUCAUUAGGACGGGUUCCAAGAUUGGGUUUCUCACCAACGAGUAAAUCUCUUCUCUCUGAGAUUCCCAGUGUGGAGACCCAUUCAAGUGGUGGGACUCCCUCACAUCAUGGAGGGGAUCAAAAGGAAGGAAGUGGGUUUGUGAUUAGAGAGCAUGUUCUUGAGUUCUUAUUAACAAUGAACCACUCAGAGGAGGCUGAUAAUCCCGUGCCAGAAUCUGUCUCAAAUCUUGUUGUUCACAUUAUCGACACGCAUGUCGACCACCUUCAAGAUAUUACCACCAAACUCGAGAUCGAGCUCGACUCUGUGGAGCUUGAAUUAGACAAAGGAAGUUUUGCAUUGAAGAAACAAAUGCUUGAUGAUAGAAGAUUUCCUAACAUGCAUCUUAAUCUUCAACGUAUAUUGCAGGUGAUUGCUCACGGGGAGCAAGUAUUUCCGCGAGUAAAAGAAAAAUGUUCUUCAAAAAAAUGGUUUUCCAGUGAAGACAUCAACUCCCUAGAAGAGUUAAUUGGAAGGCUAAGGAGGCUAAAAGAGAAUGUGGGGUUUAUAGCAAAUCGUGUCACAGCAAUUCAGGCAGGUUUAGAUAGCUGGCAGGCUGAGCAAAUAAACAGGAAACUGUACUAUCUCUCGUUCCUUUCAAUAAUAUUCCUCCCAUUGUCAAUCAUUACUGGCGUCUUCGGCAUGAAUGUGGGAGGAGUUCCGUGGACAGAGCAAAAGAACCCAGAGGUGAAAGAUGGCUUCCGCAAUGUGAUGUUUCUGUGUGUGGGAAUGCUAGUUCUCGUGCUUCUAUGCUUCAUUUUCCCAGCUCUUUACAGUCAUAUCGCUGCCUGGCGGCGAAGGAUGGCUUUGAAAAGAAGCUGGUCUCUCAAUAGGAAAUCUUUUCUCAAGCGAACUCUUCCGGUUAAAGAAAGCGGUGGUUAUAUUCGCCUUUGA
This is a messenger RNA of Dovyalis caffra, 1380 nucleotides long. NCBI's taxonomy places the organism in Eukaryota, Viridiplantae, Streptophyta, Magnoliopsida, Malpighiales, Salicaceae. The record is from the annotation of a GenBank genome assembly.